This is a messenger RNA of Cavenderia fasciculata, 2388 nucleotides long. RefSeq lists its product as uncharacterized. The transcript is spliced from 3 exons. The record is from RefSeq and is a predicted model, not a curated record. Lineage: Eukaryota; Evosea; Eumycetozoa; Acytosteliales; Cavenderiaceae. The coding region runs from base 1 to 2388 and encodes 795 amino acids. Gene Ontology annotation, molecular function: ATP binding; ATP-dependent protein folding chaperone.
AUGGUCAUUCCCGCACACAAAAAAGCAGCAGUAGCUAUCGACUUUGGUACUAGUUGUAGUGGUUAUGCCUCUGCAUUUAUUACCAAUAGUGAUAAUGUAGAUAUCUAUGCACAUGACUCUUGGGCUGGAGGAGGCUCUAUCAACUCAAAGACAGUAACUGUAAUCUCACUAGACCAACACGGAAGACUAUCAAAGUUUGGUUAUGAUGCUCGUGAAGAUCAUGAUAAUGCUAUCUUUUCAAACUUUAAGAUGGUGCUCUUUGACUCGGUGUCGAGAGAAAAGACAAUGGUCAAGGCUGAUAAUUGUGAUCAAACUGCAUCGGUCGAAUGGCUCAUCACAGAGACACUCCAAUUCUUUAAACAAACAAGUUUAGAAAAACUAAACAGUGGUAGUAUGAACAAGAUCCAUCAAAGAGAUGUACUAUGGGUCAUCACAGUACCUGCCAUUUGGGAUGAUGCAGCUAAACAAAUCAUGCGUCAGUGUGCUAUCAGUGCUGGUCUAUGUACUAUUGCUGAUGAUAAAGAAUCAUUAUUACUUGCAUAUGAACCAGAGAGUGGAGCUAUGGAUUGUAUAUUUGAAAAAACAAACAAUUAUUAUGUAGAGGUUGGUCAAACUCUUCUUGUUUUUGAUCUUGGUGGAGGUACUGCUGAUUUUACUGCAUAUAGACAAUUAGCAGAUGGAAAGAUUGAAAGUAUUGUUAUACCAUUUGGUGGUAACUUUGGAUCAACUUAUUGUAACCAAAACUUUAAGGCAUUCUUGUUGGAUUUGUUUGAUGGUGCACUCUCACAAGACAUGAUUAAUAGUUCUGAUUUCAUGGCAUUGAUGGAUAGAUUUGAAAUUGUAAAGAAAUCAAUGUGCGAGUCACAUUGUAAUGAUGGCAAACCAAGAAACAUUGCAUUUAAUCCAAGAGUGUUUGAUAAGAAUAUCGAUUGGUUACUCCAACAAAUUGAAAAGUAUAAUCGUGUACAUGGAGCCAAGAUUCAAUACAACCGAUCUGGUCAUCUCUCUAUCCCAUUGGACACGUUUAUGAAGUUCCUCUCCCCACUAUUCAAUAGUAUUAUCAAUUGUGUAAAGUAUCAUAUGAACACCAACCCUGCCAUUCGCAACCCAAAUUUUAUCUUUAUGAUUGGUGGUUUUAGUGAAAACUAUUUCCUUCAAGAAUUGGUAAAGAGAGAGUUUGCUCCUACUGGUGCCAAUGUAAUCAUUCCAACACGUCCAUCAUUGUGUGUUGCCAAGGGUGCAUGUAGAUUCGGUCUCCGUCCAUCGGUUGUUGCCAAACGUAUUGUCCAAAAAUCAUAUGCUCUCGAGGUUGACGGUCUCAUCACUGCCGACACUCCACACACUGGUAGAAAACCAUUUAUGAUCGCUGGUAAACAAUAUGCCAAGAAUGUGUGUGAUGUGUUUGUCAAGGCUGGUGAAUCUCUUGGUAUGAAUGAAAGUAGAACCAAGACUUUUGUACCGACUAGAGCCGAUCAACAGGUUGUAGAAUUAGCCAUAUUUACAUCUCACCUUACCGAGAUGAAAUAUACAACCGAUCAUGCAAUAUCUUUUGCUGGUGACCUAACUCUAGCCAUUCCACCAGGUGACACAUUGGAAGAUAGAAAGGUCGAGGUGACAUUAGAGUUUGGUGCCACUGAAGUAUUUGUUACAGCUCGUCAUGUAAAGACUGGUGUCAAAGUCAACUCUUCCAUUAAAUUUGCAAUGAACAAGGAAGAGGUUGAUAGAAGAAACAAGAUCCGUCUUGAAAAGACUAAACCACCAUCGGUACAGCUUUGCAUUUGCAUGGAUAUUACUGGAUCGAUGCAAUCAUGGAUCGAUGAAUCCAAAAACAAGAUGGUUCAACUAGCAAAAGGCCUUUCAAAUGCCUACACUGAUAUCCAAUUUGAAGCUUCGUUUGUUGGUUAUCGUGACCACACUGAUCCCAUUCGAUUUGAAAACAUUGCAUUUUCAUCAAACAUGGAGGUUCUCGAACAAGGUUUGGCAAAAAUCGUUGCAAAUGGAGGUGGGGAUAUUCCAGAAGACGUACACGGUGGAUUCCAACAAGUAUUAUCUCAAGAAUGGAAGAAUGAUCACACCAAAGUGUGUAUACAUGUUGCCGACGCCCCCUGUCACGGUACAAAGUAUCACGAUCUCGGGGCCGCCUCCGACACUCUUCCACAUGGAGAUACAUCGGGUCAUCCAGAAGAACAAGUCAAAACCAUGAAGAAUAGAGGAAUCGAUUAUUAUUUCAUCAAAAUUAGUCCCCACACUGAUAGAAUGAUUGAGGAGUUUAGAAAGACCUAUGAUACUCCGCAGAAAAAGAUUCAAGUUGCCAAUCUAGGUUCAGAUGUUACUCAAUUAAUUCCAUCUUUGGUAUCAUUUGUUUCAAAUUCAAUUACUAAAUGUUAA